AUGGCUAUAAGUGGAUGUGCAGCCAGAGUAAACGCUUAUGCACGCGAAACCUCCUUGACAUCCUCGAUAAUCGUAUUGCUGUGGGUUCUCCACCUGUUGGAGUCGUCUAUCACGAAUCAAAAGGGUAGUCUCAUCCGUCGCAUCCCAUCUUUCUUUGUGUUCCACUGCUGGAUAGCACAUUGCGCCAUCAAGACCCACAUGGCAAACCCUCCAAUUGGAAGGCCCCUGGCCGCGGAGAUUAACGGGGAGGGAAUGGACAGCAUCUCUAGACGACGCCAUCCGCCAAAUCGGGCCUUGACGACGGCGCAAGGAACCGGAUCCGAUCCCGCCCCCACUUAUAUGGACGGCCAGAGACGGUUUGCAACAGUAAUGGCGUUAGUAGAUACAUUCCGGGCUCCCCUCCCAAAGGUUGCACUGGGCGUAGACUCGGUCUGGGUUGCUGCUAAUUGA
Messenger RNA from Aspergillus tanneri, 450 nucleotides. RefSeq lists its product as uncharacterized. The coding region runs from base 1 to 450 and encodes 149 amino acids. The record is from RefSeq and is a predicted model, not a curated record. NCBI's taxonomy places the organism in Eukaryota, Fungi, Ascomycota, Eurotiomycetes, Eurotiales, Aspergillaceae. The transcript has a single exon.